AUGGAAGGUCAACGAGAUGGUACGGCUGCGUCAACGGAGAACCAGCGAGUCUCCGAAACUCGAGAUGGCUACGGCACCGGUCCCGACGUUAGCAACUCCCACAGCUCCGAGUUUGAAAUCCUCUGCGGUCCUCUUCUCAACUAUCAGCGCAUGAGCGAGGAGGGUUCAGAAGUCUUCUGGCAUGGUUCCGUUCUCAUUGUUACAAAACUGGGUCAAAAGGUUCCGAGCCUUGAGUUGAAGUCAUUGGGAGCGUUGAAUCCAAGCGCCAAUGUCAAGUUCCCUCAGGCACAGCUCGUUGGAGGCCUGAAGCUAUUCUCAGAUCCGGACAAAACCUUUUGGCGAUUUAGUCUGCGGGUCCCCUUGGUUGAGGCGGAGGCAAAAUGGCAAUACUCCAUAGCCAACAUGCGGUUCCUCUCGGAUGUCAGCAAGGCAGCGUCAAGACAAUUUGUCGUUCCCUCCUCCACUGAAUCAAUGCGGAUAAUGUUUCAUUCUUGCAAUGGGUUCUCUGUGGGAACGGACGAGGACUUUUGGUCAGGUCCGGCAUUGUGGAACGACGUGUUGAGGACUCACCAACAACGUCCAUUCCAUGUCAUGAUUGGCGGAGGUGACCAAAUCUACAAUGAUAGCGUCCGGGUCAAGGGGCCAUUGAAAGAAUGGACGACGAUUUCCAAUCCCAGAAAGAGAAGAGAAUACCCCUUCGGCGAGGACCUCCGCGGUCGAUGCGACAAGUAUUACUUUGAGAACUACGUUCGAUGGUACAGCACCGAGCCUUUCGCGACGGCCAACUCUCAAAUUCCUCAGAUCAAUAUUUGGGAUGAUCACGACAUCAUCGAUGGAUUUGGCUCCUACACUGACCAUUUCAUGAGAUGUGCAGUGUUCCGUGGUCUUGGUGGGGUCAGCUUCAAGUACUAUUGUUUAUUCCAGCACCAUACAGCUCCGCCGGUGUCCACGUUUACGACAGACACACCGCGGACGAUGGAGGCCGGUGCAGAUGGGACUGCGGGUCCCGACCCUCGCCAGCUCAAGGACACCUAUGUAUACAAGAGACCGGCAGAUGAUCCCAGCUGGAUUGUCGGUAAGCGACCAGGUCCGUACGUAGAGGAAAAGUCGAGGAACCUUUACAUGCGCCUGGGCAAACGUAUUGCCUUUUGCGGGAUUGAUGCACGAACGGAACGAACGAGAAAACAGGUCAAUUACCCGGAUACGUAUGACUUGAUUUUCGAGAGGCUAGAAAAAGAGUUCAAGGCAGCACGUGGACAAAUCAGGCAUCUCAUCCUCCUUUUGGGUGUCCCCAUUGCCUACCCGCGAUUGGCAUGGCUGGAAAACAUUCUGACUUCGCCCCUAAUUGCCCCCGUGCGUUUGCUCAACAAGCGGUUUGGCUUCGCAGGAGGUUUCUUCAACUCGUUUGAUGGUUCGGUCGAUUUGUUGGAUGAUCUUGAUGACCACUACACGGCACGUCAUCACAAGACCGAGCGCAGAGAACUUAUCAUCCGUCUCCAAAAAUUCGCCGCUGCAUAUUCAGUCCGGGUGACUAUCCUUGGUGGCGACGUGCAUCUCGCCGCAUUAGGCCGUUUCUACUCCAAUCCGGCCAACAACGUGGAUCCACUGGAGGACCCACGCUACAUGGCCAACGUUGUUUCCUCGGCCAUUACGAACAAACCCCCUCCAAAGGCUGUGGCGAAUUUGUUGGCAAGACGCAACAAGAUUCAUCAUCUGAAAGACGGAAACACUGACGAGACUCUAUUGGACAUGUUCGAUAAACAGCCCGGCGGUCAAAUGAAGAGUGCGGAUUGGAAUCACUGCACCAUGCCUAGUCGAAACUAUGCCUGCAUUACGGAGAUUUCAGACAUUGAGGUUGGAGCAAAUGCGGAGCAGCCUACGAAUGGGAUCAAUGGCACCGCGCAUAUGAACACGACGGGGAAGGCCGGUAAAUCUCGUCCUGACACAAGUACCGAUGGGCAUAGUCCACUUCAUGUCGGUGAAGAAGGUGCUGGUACCCAGCAUCCCGCCGCAAAUGGUAUCAGUAGUGAAGGAGCUCUCAAAGGUGGCUUGAAUGUCGCUAUCAGAGUCGAGAUUAACAAUCGCGAUCGUGAGGGGCACACGGAAGGUUAUGGAAUGAGCAUCCCCAAACUUACAGUUGCUGCACCCAAGGCAGCGCCAACUGCUCCCGUUGCGGCCUAA
Messenger RNA from Rhinocladiella mackenziei CBS 650.93, 2181 nucleotides. RefSeq lists its product as uncharacterized. The coding region runs from base 1 to 2181 and encodes 726 amino acids. Gene Ontology annotation, cellular component: membrane. The record is from RefSeq and is a predicted model, not a curated record. Lineage: Eukaryota; Fungi; Ascomycota; Eurotiomycetes; Chaetothyriales; Herpotrichiellaceae. The transcript is spliced from 4 exons.